CGACCACUUGUUAAGAAUCAAAGGCGGCUAACAACACAAUCAAGACGUUCAGGCCUUUCGUGUUCCAACUGCUCGACGACUAACACAUCCUUAUGGCGACGAAAUGGUUUGGGAGAGCCGGUGUGCAACGCCUGUGGCUUAUACUACAAACUCCAUAGCGUUAACCGUCCGAUCACUAUGAAGAAGGACUCCAUCCAAACCCGCAAACGAAAGCCCAAACAACAGGCCUCAGGCCAACAGUCCUCUCAACCACUGUCCACAUCUCACUCACAGCCCUAUUCUAUUCCAUUGAAACUGGGAAUGGGAUUAGGAGUUGGCUCAGGCCUUACGGGCGCCCAGGGCUUCAUCGCCGCCCAAAACUCGACCCAAAAGGCACUGUCGGCGCGAAGUUACGUAAACUUCCCGACCAUCACGUCUUUAGGUGCCGUACAACUGGCCGCACAAUACCCGACCACAUCUCCAUACUAUUUGAAUAACACU
Oppiella nova is the source of this 480-nucleotide messenger RNA. Lineage: Eukaryota; Metazoa; Arthropoda; Arachnida; Sarcoptiformes; Oppiidae. The record is from the annotation of a GenBank genome assembly.